Carya illinoinensis is the source of this 3623-nucleotide messenger RNA. Its product is annotated as homeobox-leucine zipper protein REVOLUTA-like. Lineage: Eukaryota; Viridiplantae; Streptophyta; Magnoliopsida; Fagales; Juglandaceae. The transcript has 18 exons. Gene Ontology annotation, molecular function: DNA binding; DNA-binding transcription factor activity; lipid binding. The coding region runs from base 825 to 3356 and encodes 843 amino acids. The record is from RefSeq and is a predicted model, not a curated record.
GUUUGUCGAUUUGCGUGCAAAUGAGCUUUCUCUCUCCCUCUCUCACAGCUCAGAUCAGUGUCUUUCCCUCUGUCUCUCCUCCCCUCCUCGCAGAAACAGCCCCAAAUUCUUCCCUAAAAUUCGAUUUUCACGUUAGCUUCUAGUCAUGAUUAGGGCUUCAAACUCUCUUCUUCUCGUUUGCAUAUUAUUACUUUGUUCUUUCUGAUGCUUCAGCCACUGGCUCUCUUACCAGGAGAGAGAGAGCCGUCGCUUUAUUUCCCUGCCUCUGAAGCUGGCUCAAGAAAGUUCUCGGUGAUUCUUCUUCUACCCGUGCCUCACUCUGUGUUCAAGCUGAAUUAGUAGCUUUAACGAACUCAAUUGGAGAAUAAUUGUUAUUUUUCUUUGGGAUUGAGAUAAAAAACACGAAGAUUGAGAUCAGGGUUUUGGAGAUACGAGUGUGUUUUCUUCAUUUUUCCUCGUAACGCUUUUCGUUUGGGAGACAAAGUUUGAGGAUAUCUCUGUUCCAGUCAGUUCAAAACACCGAGAGAUUUCGGUGAAACUCCCGGUUCUCUCUGUGGGAAUGUGUUUCUUUACAGAAAAUCGUUGUUACAGCUUCGCCAACCAAUAACUGAGGCUUGAGAAAGAUACAGGCUCUAUCCGCGUCUGUAUAUAUUGCUUUUAACAUUUUGGCUUUUACCUUCGCCAACAAGCAUAACAAGUGUUCCCACUCCAAACCAAGACGGACUUUACAAAGCCAAAGAAUCUUUAACCUCUAACUCUUAAAGCCAAAGGCCACAAAAGAAGCACCUUUCAAACGGCGUUUUCUUGAUUGGCGUUUAAGAAAAAUGGCGAUGGCUGUGGCUCAGCACCAUAGAGAGAGCAGCAGCGGAAGCAUCGACAGGCACCUUGAUGCCGGGAAGUACGUAAGGUACACGGCUGAGCAGGUCGAGGCGCUCGAGCGCGUCUACGCGGAGUGUCCAAAACCCAGCUCGUUGCGCAGGCAGCAGUUGAUCCGGGAGUGUCCCAUUCUCUCCAACAUCGACCCCAAGCAGAUCAAAGUCUGGUUCCAGAAUCGCAGGUGCCGAGAGAAGCAGCGGAAAGAGGCUUCCCGGCUCCAGACUGUGAACAGGAAAUUGUCAGCGAUGAACAAGUUGUUAAUGGAGGAGAAUGAUCGCCUGCAGAAACAGGUUUCACAGCUGGUAUGCGAAAAUGGGUAUAUGCGGCAACAACUGCAAACUGCAUCAGCGGCAACUACUGAUGCAAGUUGCGACUCUGUGGUUACCACUCCUCAGCAUUCUCUGAGAGAUGCUAACAAUCCUGCUGGACUUCUCUCCAUUGCAGAGGAGACCUUGGCAGAGUUCCUUUCCAAGGCUACAGGAACUGCUGUUGAUUGGGUCCAGAUGCCUGGGAUGAAGCCUGGUCCGGAUUCGGUUGGGAUCUUUGCCAUUUCACAAAGUUGCAGUGGAGUGGCAGCUCGAGCCUGUGGUCUUGUGAGUUUAGAACCGACAAAGAUCGCAGAGAUCCUUAAAGAUCGUCCAUCCUGGUUCCGGGACUGUCGGAGCCUUGAAGUUUUCACUAUGUUUCCAGCUGGAAAUGGAGGGACAAUCGAACUAGUUUACACACAGACAUAUGCUCCAACCACACUGGCUCCUGCACGGGAUUUUUGGACUUUAAGAUACACUACAAGUUUAGAAAAUGGCAGUCUUGUGGUUUGCGAGAGAUCUCUGUCUGGAUCUGGUGCUGGCCCAAAUGCAGCUGCUGCUGCUCAGUUUGUGAGAGCUGAAAUGCUUCCUAGUGGCUAUCUGAUUCGGCCAUGUGAGGGUGGAGGGUCAAUAAUCCAUAUUGUUGACCACCUGAAUCUUGAGGCAUGGAAUGUGCCAGAAGUGCUGCGACCACUUUAUGAAUCAUCCAAAGUGGUGGCCCAAAAAAUGACUAUUGCGGCACUGCGUUAUAUCAGGCAAAUAGCUCAGGAGACAAGUGGUGAGGUUGUAUAUGGUUUAGGCCGGCAGCCAGCUGUUCUGCGAACUUUUAGCCAAAGAUUGAGCAGAGGCUUCAAUGAUGCUGUAAAUGGAUUCAAUGAUGAUGGCUGGUCGUUGAUGAACUGUGAUGGUGCUGAAGAUGUGAUUAUUGCAGUUAAUUCGACCAAGAACUUGAGCACCACUUCUAAUCCUGCUAACUCCCUGACGUUGGUUGGAGGAAUUCUCUGCGCAAAGGCUUCCAUGCUACUCCAAAAUGUCCCUCCUGCAGUGCUGGUUCGUUUCUUGAGGGAGCACCGUUCAGAGUGGGCUGAUUUCAAUGUUGAUGCCUAUUCUGCUGCAUCGCUAAAAGCAGGCCCAUAUACUUACCCAGGGAUGAGGCCGACAAGAUUUACUGGGAGCCAAAUUAUCAUGCCUCUCGGCCACACAAUUGAACACGAAGAGGUUCUUGAGGUUAUACGACUUGAAGGCCAUUUACUUCCUCAAGAAGAUGCUUUUGCAUCAAGGGACAUUCAUCUCUUGCAGAUAUGUAGUGGAGUUGAUGAGCAUGCUGUGGGAGCCUGUUCUGAACUUGUAUUUGCUCCAAUUGAUGAGAUGUUUCCGGAUGAUGCUCCUUUGCUGCCCUCUGGUUUCCGUAUCAUCCCAUUGGAUUCAAAAACAUGUGAUGCAAAGGAUUCAGUGGCAACACAUCGCACCCUAGAUUUGACAUCCAGUCUUGAAGUGGGUCCUGCAAUAAACCAUGCUGCAGGAGAUGCACCGUUGGCUCAUAACUCUCGAUCAGUGUUGACUAUUGCUUUCCAGUUUCCAUUUGAUAGCACUCUACAGGAUAAUGUUGCAAACAUGGCACGCCAAUAUGUCCGAAGUGUUAUUUCCUCUGUGCAGAGGGUUGCUAUGGCAAUAUCACCUGCAGGAUUGACCCCAUCUGUGGGACCAAAGCUUUCUCCUGGCUCUCCAGAGGCUCUUACACUAGCGCACUGGAUCUGUCAGAGCUAUAGUUACCAUUUACGGGCAGAAUUGCUGCGAUCUGAUUCUCUAAGUGGUGAUUCGGUGUUGAAAAAUAUAUGGCAUCACCAGGAUGCCAUUUUGUGCUGUUCAUUAAAGUCAUUGCCAGUUUUCAUAUUUGCAAAUCAGGCAGGCCUUGACAUGUUGGAAACAACUCUAGUGGCUCUACAAGACAUCACACUGGAUAAAAUUUUCGAUGAGCCUGGGCGCAAGUCGUUAUGCGCUGACUUUGCCAAGUUAAUGCAACAGGGUUUCACUUACUUGCCUGCUGGAAUCUGCAUGUCAACUAUGGGGCGCCAUGUUUCAUAUGAACAAGCAGUUGCGUGGAAAGUCCUUGCGGCGGACGAGAGCACUGUUCACUGCCUUGCAUUUUCUUUUGUAAAUUGGUCUUUUGUAUGACGAUUUUAGUUCAUAUAUAUCCAUCACUCCUUCCCCCCCCCCUUGCGUAUGAAAUCUGAAAAUGGAAAAAGAAUUAUGGGAGAUACUUGAACAAGACGGGGAAAGGAAAAUGGAAGUUUUAUACAAUCUAAAUCCCAGCCUCAGGUUUGCAUUACAUUUAUUUAAUUCAAUUUUUUUAAUGCACCCAUAUUUAUGUAGUUGUCCAUGUAAACUUUUGGUAGUGAAGUUUUUCCAUUAAAUAUUGGUAUUGGAACUUGAAAGGGCAAA